Magnolia sinica is the source of this 417-nucleotide messenger RNA. RefSeq lists its product as uncharacterized. The record is from RefSeq and is a predicted model, not a curated record. Lineage: Eukaryota; Viridiplantae; Streptophyta; Magnoliopsida; Magnoliales; Magnoliaceae. The transcript has a single exon. The coding region runs from base 1 to 417 and encodes 138 amino acids.
AUGGGUUUGUCAGAGGAGGACCAAAAGAAAGCCCAGGACCUCAGAUUUCGACUUAAUGAAGAAACCAAUGCAGAGAAAAGUGCAAAAGAAUUUACCCAAGCAGUUGAAAUUGGAAUCAAUGUGAAUGAGAGCCAGAUUGGUGUGGUUGGAUGCUGCCAAGGUGCCGGAAACUCUUCUUGUUGCCACAAUCCAAGUCCAAAGGAAAAAAUUAAAAGCAAUCAAGUCAAUGGAGAGGGGGUGAAGAGCAACAAAGUAAGAGCAAGCAAUAGUGGCAAAGGGGCUUGCACUCGUAAGGCGUGUGCAAUGCCAACAUGGUUUGAGAGUUGGGAAAGGGACGACACAUAUGCAGCCCUGGCAGUCGUUGGGGCAGUUGUGUCAGUCGCCGUAGCUUACAGCUGUUACAGGCAGUUGAGAUAA